Messenger RNA from Melanotaenia boesemani (Boeseman's rainbowfish), 1623 nucleotides. RefSeq lists its product as uncharacterized. Gene Ontology annotation, molecular function: transcription corepressor activity; DNA binding. The transcript is spliced from 8 exons. Gene Ontology annotation, biological process: positive regulation of neuron differentiation; negative regulation of Notch signaling pathway. Lineage: Eukaryota; Metazoa; Chordata; Actinopteri; Atheriniformes; Melanotaeniidae. Gene Ontology annotation, cellular component: nucleus. The record is from RefSeq and is a predicted model, not a curated record. Bases 172 to 1278 code for a protein of 368 amino acids.
CUGACAGACCAUUUUCAAUGUCAAAAUGGAAAAUUUGAAUGUGGUGGACAUUUUCCCAAUUGACCCUAAAGUACUCGUGGCGCUGUGCUGCCGCUGAUUGGUUACCCCCGAAUGCAACGCACUUGAAUGUACAGUAGAUGCUGAGGGAAGCGUUGUCGCAGUUGAGUUACAAUGGCGCAGUUCAAGUUCGGGAUGUUUUAUUUUAGGGACAACACAAUUCACGUCGAAAGUACUGACAUUGUGACACCUCAGUACAGACAGCAGCUCGUUCAGGUAUUAAAACGGCCGGACCUCUCCAGUGAAGACGGAUGGAUACAAGUGUGCUGGGGCACCAGGAAAGCACCUAAAAACAAGGUGGCCGCGAAACUGCUCUUACUCGGAGACAACUACAAGGAGUUGAUGGGGAAAAAAGAAGCCUUCCUCAAGGAUGAGGACAUCUGGCACAUGGCAGUUGCAAGGAGAAGGACCACACCAUGUACCACAACACGUGAUGGAAGCAAACCAAAGAAAAAAAGAAUUACUGCAACUUCCAGUCUCACUUCAGAUGAAGAUGAAACACAGAUUGACCCAUCACAAGUUUUUCAAACAAAUAAGCCGAAGAUGACAAAAGCUGCAAGAGACAGAGCCCUUUCCCAACUGAAAUCCUCGCUGCUGAGAAGAAAUCCAACAACCUCCACCUCCUUGACAAGUGAUGUUGAUACAGACAUAGACACCAAUGUGGACUUAUUUGACCCACCUCAGGCUUCAGAAUCAACUGACCUGGGCCAAGGGGAAAGUGAAGAGGAGAGUGUCCUGAUGGAUCAGUCCAGAUCCAGUGUUGACAUGCAACAGGACGUGAUGGAUGCUCUGAAAGAAAUUCCAGCCUUAGUCAAGUGUGUCAGAGAUCUUAUUACAACCAUGAAGAGAAUGCCACCUGUCAUGGACACUGACAGUACAAGUUCUGGUUCUUCCAGUCCAGCUCCAGAAAUGAUUUCCUUGGGCAACACGGGGGUGCAGAUCAGCAAAAACUGUUUCCUAAGACUAAACCGAACAAGAAUGUCCCUGUUCACACAGGACUUAGCUGUGCUCAUCUUUGGGCGGGAUGUUUUGGCAUCCUCGACUCUCACAGGAAAACCAGGGCCUACUGGAACAGCGAAAGAGCAGCUAAAUCCGGAAAAGCUGAGUGCCCUCGUUGAUACAGUUAUUGCUGAAUUUCCAGGAACAAAUGUGUCUGAUGUGAGGGCAGUGAUUCGGAGAAAAUGUAACAAUGAGAAUUUUGUGAGCAAAAAGAAACAGUAAGCAGUAACAUCAGUAACUGUUUGUAAUAGUUUUUGUUUGUUUGUUUUUUGGUGGACAUACAUUUUGAGUUUUAACAAACUGUGUCAAUGUUUCACAUGUAAAAGUUUCAAGAGUCAGUUUAAUGUUCAUCCCUGUCAUUACUAGCUUCUCUGCAGUGCACAGCUAGCAGGGUAGUGCUACACAGCUAUUGUUUCUUUUUAUUUUUUACUUUUAUUAUUGUUUUUUAGUUAAGUUGUUAAAACUAAAAAGAAUUCUCUGGGGUCAGAUGAUCCAAAUUUGAAUAAAAAUGUUACGAUGAAGAGAAACUGUUUGAAAAUGUUGUUUUAGAUGUUUUUAAAGAUGUAC